AUGCCUCCUUCAUCCGCUAUUCAACAAUCUCUAUCGUCACAGCUGCCCACUUAUGCGUCGAGACUUCCAGCAACACUCAUCAAUCUCUGUGAAUCGCUGCUUGCACGGUCUCGCCAACGAGCUGCGAACUUGAAGCCCGACGAAGAGAUUGCCCGCGCAUACGCAUGUUGCGAGAUCGCUUGUAAGAGGCUUCGAGCCCAAUGUCGCUUGCCGGCCGUCAAGACCGGCGGCGCACCGUGCAAGCCAGCGGUGUACAAGAAACUGUUGAUCUUUCUGGAACGGGUUCUGGACGAUGAAGGAACUGCGGCCACAACAUCUACCACGCCGCAAAAGUCGGCUUCCAAGAAAAGAACCGCCAACGGAAAUAUCAAGCCAGUGGUCGAAAGUCCAAAAAAGACGCCGACAAGGAAAUCCAUGGCAAAUACGUUCGUGGGCAAGAUAAAAUCCAGCCAUGCACCAGGAGCACAAUCACAUGGCGAGGCGCCCAAAUUUACUAUGCCUUCAAUACGCACGCUAUGCAAAACCUUCUCCACGCCAUUACUCGCUCCGCAUGUCUACACAGGGACAUGCGUGGUGCUGAAACUGGCGGGGCUUUGGCCACGAGACGAACAGGACCAAGAAACAGGUGAAGAGCGGUGGAAAGACAACCCCCGGGGCUCGUCAUUCGACGAAGUCGUCACGGGACUUCUCAUCGCCCUAUAUCUCAUGACAUUGACGAAGAUGCAAAGCGCCAAGAUGACCACGACGGUGUACAAAGCUACGUGCAGCAGAUCGGCGGAAGUGCUGGAAUACAAACCCGGCGCGCCCGGCGUGGAAGAAUGGAUCCGAACCAUAAAUCGCGACGGAUACUGUCGCGGCCAGGACUGGUGGGGCAGCGUGCCGGAUUCUGUCUUUGACUUUGACCCGAACAACGACAGGGAUCUCUACGAGUUCGAUCACGAUGACGGCGACGACGAGCUGUUGGCAGGUCGAAGCAGCAGAAGACGCCUGCCACCGUCCGCGAGGUCGAAACGAAGAGAGGAGGAGAAGGAGGAGCAGGAUGAUCCAGAAGGCGUGCUCCUCCCUGGGCUCGCGACCAUGAUGCAGGACGCAUAUGACCUACUGAGCGAAGACCGCCAACACGACUUUGCCGUGUGGAAAACGGCCUUUCUACGACGGCUAGACAAACUUGAUAAGCAACCGCCUCGACCUAGCAGCAGUAAAGCUGUUGCCGCGAAAUGA
Exophiala aquamarina CBS 119918 is the source of this 1221-nucleotide messenger RNA. RefSeq lists its product as uncharacterized. NCBI's taxonomy places the organism in Eukaryota, Fungi, Ascomycota, Eurotiomycetes, Chaetothyriales, Herpotrichiellaceae. The transcript has a single exon. The record is from RefSeq and is a predicted model, not a curated record. Gene Ontology annotation, cellular component: nuclear origin of replication recognition complex. The coding region runs from base 1 to 1221 and encodes 406 amino acids. Gene Ontology annotation, biological process: DNA replication. Gene Ontology annotation, molecular function: DNA binding.